CCAACUCUUCCCAUCGCGACGCGUCAUUCGCAAUUUUCUUUCCUACACCCACCUUCACAUCCCAGCACAAUCGCUCUUUGUUCGGAUUGGAUUGGAAGAAGUACUUAGUUCGGACCUCAACCCGUCAUAACCGAACCGCUUUAUUCACGAUACCCAGACUGUACGCCAGGGGGAGAGAGAUCUCGAAACGCAAUACAAACUCGACCUCAAUCGCAACCAUCCACUCAUUCACGGGACAGUCUUCACCCACCCACCAUCCCCCCUGACAAGAGAGAAGCAAUGGCCCGCAAAUCCGCCUCCAGCACAGCACCAGCACCAGCACCAGCAGACCCCUCGCGCUCUUCACCCACCCACUCCCCGUCGCAACCCUCCUCCCCCCACCUCGACACCGCGGCCGCCGCAGCAGCGACAGGAACAAUCGAAGCUACCGAACAACAGCUCAAAGCCCGCGCAGAAGCAGGCGUAGGCAUUGAGGACUACCUCCUCCCCCGCUCUCUGACCAUCCGACUCGCCAAAUCCGUCCUCCCGCCCAACACCUCCAUCCAGAAGGAUGCGGUAUUAGCUAUUCAGAAGGCAGCGACGGUGUUUGUUUCGUAUUUGAGUUCUCAUGCCAAUGAAGCAACCCUAAAACGAACCGUCGCGCCGUCGGACGUAUUCAGCGCGAUUACGGAGCUGGAGUUUGAUUCGUUCCGGGCGCGCCUGGAAAAAGAGUUGGACAUGUUUACGGAGUUGAAGGCUGGGAAGCGAAGGGGGAAGAAGGAGGGUCCGUCGAAUGCGGCUGCGAGUACGGCUCAGGAGAAGAGUGCGGCGGGGGCUGAUGUUGAGAUGGAGGACCAGGAGGAUGAGGAUCGCGGGGCGAAGAGGGUGAAGAGGAGUGCUCCUGCUGGCACUGCUGCUGGCGCCGUCGGUGAAAUGGCGGACGAGGAUGAGACGCAGGAGGAGUCGGGGCGGGGGGAUGGGGAUGGGGAUGAGACGGAGGAGGUGGAGGAGGUUGACGAGGAGGAGGACGAGGAAGAAGAUGAAGAGGAGGACGAGGACGACGAUGAAGACGAGGAGGACGCUGAUGAGCACAAGGAGGAGGAGGAUAUUGACCGCGUCGAGGACCUCGAUGCCAAUGAUGCCAGGAAUCGCGCCCGAGUCAUGAACCCCGAUGUGGACGGGGAUGAGACGGACAGUGAAAAUGAGUCUGGGCCGGGGAACCAGCUGAGAGGGGAAUUGGGCUAGAUUUUCCAUGCGUAUUUUCUCAUGAUGAAUCUGCAUUGAUAUGCCUGCAAAUAUAAAGUACAAACGCGUUUGGAUACCCAAGUCA
Messenger RNA from Aspergillus saccharolyticus JOP 1030-1, 1309 nucleotides. It is a transcript of the gene cbfA, whose product is annotated as putative CBF/NF-Y family transcription factor. Bases 280 to 1224 code for a protein of 314 amino acids. NCBI's taxonomy places the organism in Eukaryota, Fungi, Ascomycota, Eurotiomycetes, Eurotiales, Aspergillaceae. The transcript has 3 exons. Gene Ontology annotation, biological process: heterochromatin formation; DNA damage response; leading strand elongation. The record is from RefSeq and is a predicted model, not a curated record. Gene Ontology annotation, cellular component: epsilon DNA polymerase complex; CHRAC. Gene Ontology annotation, molecular function: protein heterodimerization activity; chromatin DNA binding.